Messenger RNA from Vicugna pacos (alpaca), 288 nucleotides. It is a transcript of the gene P3R3URF, whose product is annotated as PIK3R3 upstream open reading frame. Lineage: Eukaryota; Metazoa; Chordata; Mammalia; Artiodactyla; Camelidae. The record is from RefSeq and is a predicted model, not a curated record.
AUGGGGCCAUCUCAGCUCAUUCGUGCCCCUCGGCCCCGGGGCUUAAGUUCCUCCCACCGCAGGCCAGGUAUAGGUUGGCCUCGGCCCCGGUUUCCCAGGAUGUUUAAGUGUAGCCGCAGAAGGUACCGGCAGAAACCCCAAGGCCCAGCUGCCACCACAACAGCCACCAAUCUUGCCACCAUGGCCACGGGUAUUAACAGAACCCACACUGUCACCACCAGGGUGUGGAUCCUUCCAUCACAAGUUCUCAGACACCUCUGUCAGCCUGGCAGCUUUCUGAUCCUUUAG